Messenger RNA from Acanthochromis polyacanthus (spiny chromis), 2936 nucleotides. It is a transcript of the gene pkp1b, whose product is annotated as plakophilin 1b. Lineage: Eukaryota; Metazoa; Chordata; Actinopteri; Pomacentridae. The record is from RefSeq and is a predicted model, not a curated record. Gene Ontology annotation, cellular component: plasma membrane; nucleus; adherens junction. Gene Ontology annotation, biological process: cell-cell adhesion; intermediate filament bundle assembly; cell-cell junction assembly. The coding region runs from base 201 to 2339 and encodes 712 amino acids. The transcript is spliced from 13 exons. Gene Ontology annotation, molecular function: cadherin binding.
UUCGUCUCUAUAAAGGAUGAUUCUCUGCAGCGGAGUCUUGCAGCUCUUUUGUCCCCAGAUGGGCGCGGUCUAAGCGGGCAGGGCAGGGCCGGGCCGGGCAGGACAAGGUGCGCUUUUAUUACCUCUGAUCACACCGACAGCAGACCGACCGACAGACUUCCCUGUUGGAUGCAGUCGAGCCGUCCUGACGGUUAAAAGAAAUGACGAGCGCGGAUCCUCUAAAGUCGGCCAUUUCCAUCGGGAAUGUGGACGACACGUCUCUGGCUCUGCCGUCCGGGAACCAGUACCGGACCGGACAGCAGCGGGUCCUGGAGCAGGUCCAGACCAUCAAGAGGACCAAGUCCAGACAGCCCAGCAGGAGCGGAUCCACCUCACUGUCCCCGACAAGCCCUUCCUACGACUCCGUGUUCAUAGACGGUCUGAAGUCACACUCCAGUCCUCCGAAUGUCUUUGGAAACGGCUUCUCUCAAAGUUUCGGCUUUGAGAAAAACACCAACCGCCAAACCACCUCCAAAGGACCCACGGCGAAGAGGAGCACGGCGGCGUCGGCCUUCCAGUACGAGAGGGGCUACGUCAACUCCAUGGCGGCCGCUCGGACCAGCACCAGCCGCAGCGAGCCGGACCUGGCCUGGAUUCGCUCGGUGCCCAAACGCUCGGCGACCCAGCAGAGAAACGUCUCCACCAAGAACACCUACAUGACCCAGAGGAGCACCAGUCAGUUCAUGACGCCGCCCAAGCUUCAGCCUCCGCCUCUGAAAAUCCCAAACGGUCAGAGCAAAGCAAACGGCCAGUUCAUAUGCAGCCAGAUCGACACGUCCAAAGCCGAGGCCACAACCAAGAGCAAAGCGGAUUCUGGGUCCAACGGAACCAGUGGAGUUUCUGAUCUCAGCAUGAAGGAGGCUGUGGAGUUUCUGUCCAGUGAGGAGGAGUCGUACCAACACUGUGGAGCUUCCUACAUCCAGCACAACGCUUACAUCGACGACAGAGCUAAAGACGAGGUGCUGAAGUUCAACGGCGUCCUCCCUCUGGUCAACCUCCUCCGCAGCAGCAGCGAACAGGUCAGCCGCACGGCCUCGGCUGCCCUCCGCAACCUGUCCUUCAAAAGCGACAAAAACAAGGAGGAGAUCCAGCGCUGCGACGGCAUCCCGGAGGCCGUGGCUCUGCUCAGAGACACGGACUCCGUAGAGAUCCACAAACAGCUGACAGGUCUCCUGUGGAACUUGUCCUCUGCAGAAGACCUGAAGCCAGACCUGGUGAAGACUGCCCUGCCCGUCUUAGUGGAGCGUGUGAUCCUGCCCUACGCCAACGGUUCGAACAGCACUAACGGCCAGUACCCCGACGUCUUCUUCAACGCCACAGGAUGUCUCAGAAACCUCAGCAGCGCAAAGCAAAGCAACAGACAGACGAUGAGAAAGUGCCGCGGUUUGAUCGACUCUUUGGUCAGUUACAUUAAAGACUGUGUGGAGGCAGGACGAGCAGACGACAAGUCGGUAGAAAACUGUGUCUGCAUCCUCCACAACCUGACGUUCCAGCUGGAGGCGGAGGCUCCCGCUCUGUUCAGCCGGAUCACGGCUCUGACUAAGGUUGUGAACCGGAGCCACAGCCAGAACAGCAGCGGCCCGGUCGGCUGCUUCAGUCCACAGAGCAGCAGAGCUUCUGAACAGGAGCAUCACUUUGACUACCCGGUUGUUGAGGAGCAGCAGCCGAGUGGAGCCGGCUGGUUGAUCCACUCCAAGACGCUGCAGAGCUACCUGUCUUUGAUCGGCUCCAGCAAGCGAGAAGAAACACAGGAAGCCUGCUGUGGAGCGCUGCAGAAUCUCACCGCGCAUGAAGGCAUUGUCUCCCAUGUAAUGAGUCAGACUAUUGUGCAGAAACUGAACGGCCUGCAGGUUCUCAGCCCUCUGGUAAAGACAAGGAAGGUCAACCUGCAGAGGAGCACGGUGGCUCUGAUUGGAAACUUGACCAAGAACCCAAACCUGCACAGUGCCAUCGGUCGUAAAGCGCUCCCAGAGCUGCUGGACCUCCUCAGCGAGGGAACCGCUGCAGGGAACGAGUCCGACGACAACCUGGCCAUGGCCUGCCAGACCGCCAGCCGCCUGGUUCUGAAGGAACCCGAGAUGACCAAGAGCUUGAUAAACAGCAACCUGAUAAAGUCGCUGAAUGAUCUCACCCGAAACAAAUAUUUCCCAAAAUCCAGCAAGACGGCAGCCCUGCUUCUCUUCAAACUCUGGUCAGACAAAGAUUUACAGAGCUUCCUGAAAAAGCAAGGGAUGAGUAAAUCAUCAUUCGUGAACGACACCACCAUGGCAGCACACAGGUCGCUCCAGGUCGUUGAUUAACGGCUUAAAGGACCUCUGAAAGCCUUAUUCUGAAGUAACUCGCCUGCAAGGUCUUCGCACAUCUACAGGACUGAGGCUGAGCAGCGACCUUUCCCAUUUCACGCUGAUUUUUUUUUACAGAUUUGUCUGCAUAAUUUCUGAAUAUAGCUUCCACCAACAUGUAAUUCCAUAGCCCUGCAUGUGCUGCAGGAACAAAGGUGAAGGUUGCGGGGUCAGAUGUUUGCUACAGAACUCAUAAAUGCACAUUUUUUUAAGUUGCUUUUCUGGUUUAACAGCUGUCAGAUGUCUUUUCAUGUAGCUUUAGCAUCGCUACCUGCAAUCUGGAACCAUGAGCUUGUUUUAAUAGAUGCUGAUGUAAGGGUUAGGAUUCUGUUUUGCACUGAUGUUUUAGUGUCAUGUAACAACUUUGUAAAGAUAGAUUUUGAUACUGUACAAUUAGCAUUCGUAGCAGAAUAUCGUUGAGGUUUGUGUAGGUGUUUUGUCCUAAACAGUGAUUUGUUUUACGUUUUGUUGGUGGCGUAUCCAUGUUUUCUCAUGUGUUUUUGUGCAAUCUUAUAAUGAUCUGUGUCGUCCCUAAUAAAACUGACAGAAAUCGAA